AUGGCUGCGUCCACCCCCAGGAAGAGGCUUAGGGAUGAAAUGACUUGCCCCAUUUGCCUGGACUUUUUCACAGAACCGGUGAUUCUUAAGUGUGGACAAAAUUUCUGCCGAGCCUGCCUUGUCAACCACUGGGUGGCCUUACCUGGAAACAACAACACCUGUCCUCACUGCACAGAGAGAGUUCAGCAGAAGGACUUGAAGCCAAACAGGCAACUGGCCAAUGUGGUUGAGAUAGUCAAAGAGUUCUGGGUAGAGGGAAAGCAGGAAGCAGUAAAAUGGACAGUCUGUGAGAGGCAUCAGGAGCCUCAGAAGCAUUUCUGCAAGGAGGAUGGAGCCCCCAUCUGUGCGGUGUGCAAACACUCCGAGGAGCACCAAACUCACAAUGUGGUUCCUGUGGAAGAGGCUGCCCAGGAGUACAAGAUUCAGAUCAACAGGAGACUGAAUAUUCUGAAGAAGGAGAGAUUAAAAAUGGUGGAGUCUGAAGCAGAAAGAGAAAGAGAAAACGAAGACCUGCUUAAGCAAACAAAAGCAGAGAAGGAGAAGACAGUGGCUGAGUUUGGGCAACUACACCUAUUCCUGGAGGAACAAGAGCAACUUUUCCUGGCCAAGAUGGAAGAGGUGGAGAAGGAGAUUGCAAGAAGAAGGGCUGAGCAUAUUAACAGAGUCAGAGAGGAGCUCUCCUCCCUUACAAGUAGCAUUCAGGAGAUGGAGAAGAUGUCUCAGCAGUCACCAGGUGAAUUGCUGCAGAAUAUCGGAAGCACUUUGCAGAGGUGUGAGGAGGAGUUGCCUACGAGUUCGGUGGCUUUCCCCCUUGAACUCAAGUGGAGCAUUGUGGACAUCUGCGAUAUACAUAGCUUUCUGGAGGGCAUCAUGAAGGAAUUUAAAGAAAAUUUGUCAUCGGGACUUCAGCUGCAGAAAGGGGUUUGGGCUGUGGGGAAGUUGAGAGGUGCAGGUUGGUUUUCCAGUGACUUUGAUUCCCCUCCGCUACUGAGUGCAAAGAUCAAGAGGAUCCACGUGUCUUUGAACUAUGAUGCAGGGCGGGUAGCCUUCUAUGAUGCUGACUCUGGAGCCUCGCUCUUUGUCUUCUCGGGAGCCUCGUUCUGUGGAGAGACCCUUCUCCCUUUAUUUAUGGUGGAUCCUCUGGAGCCCAACCUUCAAGAGCAAGUGACGGCCCUAAUUCAGCCAUGCCUCCAAGAGGUGCAGGCCGAGAUUGCUGCCUUCGGAGACGGUGCACCACCUCUAUGA
This is a messenger RNA of Hemicordylus capensis (graceful crag lizard), 1245 nucleotides long. Its product is annotated as E3 ubiquitin-protein ligase TRIM41-like. Lineage: Eukaryota; Metazoa; Chordata; Lepidosauria; Squamata; Cordylidae. The transcript is spliced from 8 exons. The record is from RefSeq and is a predicted model, not a curated record. Bases 1 to 1245 code for a protein of 414 amino acids. Gene Ontology annotation, molecular function: zinc ion binding.